UACAUAGACUACAUACAUUCAANUGAACUGGGCCAGGCCAAAAGCAGCUUGGCACUGCGGUGAGACUUCUCGCAGAAAACCGCACCUGUUUCCCACCACUCGAACGCCCCAUCGAAAGGUCCUCCAAGACGAUUAGCUCAAGUCGCGAAGCAGCAAAAAAAAUCAAUAGCCCUUCAGGCCCGGGGACAGCAUUUCAACGUCCCCGGGGUUGCAGAAAACACCUCCACACUCCUCAUCCCCCCUCCCCCCGUGCCGCGCCCCCCGAUCUCCGUCCGCGCACCGUUUUGCCCAGUCCCCCUCGGUGUUGCCAUCGGGAUUGGGUUUUCGUCGCUUGGCAACGACUGCCCCCUACUCCUCCCUGCGCCUCGCCCUCCAGCUCCCUGCCCGCCCCACCCGCCUCCCCGCCCGCUGCUCCGUCCGCCGCUCCGCCCGCCACCCUGCCCAAGAUUGGCCUCCCUCGCUGCCCUUGCCUCUGUACGGGCCUAGGCGUUGUCCACCUUUACUUUCUCAGCUGCCUCUUUCUCUUUUUGUUCUUCCUGGCCUUAGCAAGGCGCUCUUCGGCCGACAGGAGACCGCCCUCGGGCUUCGCCCCGCCCGCCCGAACGGGCGAAAGACUUGGAGCGCUUGGUGAGGCGGGUGAGUCCGCCGAGGAACACGGUGUUCACGCGGAGCCCCUCGAUCAUCACUCCCUGUCGUUUCAGCUCCAGGAGGGCAGCGUGGCCGAGAUCUUCUUCGUGCUUCUUGGAGGCAACGACGGCGAGGUCUUCAGGGAUAGGGCGGUCAUUCUCCCGUUGUUUCCUCUUGCUGGGUUGUCGGUUGAUGGCCUUCUCCAUGUUCACCGGCCACAAGUCCGCCCCUUUGAACGCCGCCAUGUUAUUCGCAGGCGUGAAGCUCCCUCUCCAUGCCUCCGCCAUCACGCCAGCCAUGUCGCGCUUCACCGGACUCCUCCCCCCGAUUUUCAGUGGGUAGGCCGUGAGCACCCUGGUGAGCUCCUUCUUGAAAGGUUCCGAACGUACCAACGUCCAAGGGUUGGGUGAUGUGCGAUAUGUGGGACGGGAGCUGGAAGAGGUCGAUGUACGAAAUCUGUUUAAAUCUUCCUCCUUGCACAGGACAGUCCCGGGACCAACCCUCGCAUCUAUGGCCACCUCCUUCUCCACACGGCGAUGGAGCGAGGUCGGGUUCAACCCGUAGGUGUCCGCAGCAACCCUAAACGACAUCUCACCGCUGCGUACUGCAUCGACAGCCUCCUGGGCCCGCUCUGGGUCUACUCUCGCCGCGAAUUGUGGGCGGAGAUACGUUCGUUUAUAUAUGUGUUCCUUAGUCUAACCCUUUUGGGUCUACAGGCGUCCUGACUGAUCAUUGAUUGAUCACUUGCAAAUGAUGGUGUUGUGGCAUGCCAUGGAGUUGUUACCCUGUAUCCCUCCACGCCAGGUGUUGGCAAGUCAAUAGGUAGGUGUGUCUUUAUUAUUCGCAUCGACCCCGCUACCCGGUUACCAAUACAAAGAC
Ectocarpus sp. CCAP 1310/34 is the source of this 1506-nucleotide messenger RNA. The record is from the annotation of a GenBank genome assembly. NCBI's taxonomy places the organism in Eukaryota, Phaeophyceae, Ectocarpales, Ectocarpaceae.